Molecule: messenger RNA, 510 nt
Organism: Melitaea cinxia (Glanville fritillary)
Lineage: Eukaryota; Metazoa; Arthropoda; Insecta; Lepidoptera; Nymphalidae
Exons: 4
Coding region: 1-510 (169 amino acids)
Source: RefSeq, a predicted model, not a curated record
AUGAAGUACAUGGACAGACUGCCUACUGUGAUAAGCUGUUGCUUCUGCUGUUUCCUAAGAGCUGGGACUGUAAUGAUAGCGUUUUUUUCAUUUAUUUCAGGACUAAUCUUAGCGCCAAACGUAAGUCAUGUAAAGGGAUUCUGGAGUAUGGAUCCAGUUCUCUCCUACUACAGCGCGGCCACAGAACACACUAUUCAAAUAAUCUUGGGAGUUGUGUCCAUCAUGCUUUGUGUUGUUAGCGUAAUGCUCCUAAUAGGAGCCAUAUGUAAUAUGCCAAUGUUGAUACUGAUAUACCAGUGGGGUGCAGUUGUGUACAGUGGUACGGUUUUCCUGCUGUUGUUCAUCCUGGCUGUGCUCUGCUUCUUUGUGCAUACAGACUGUAUUGUCGCUGGUGGUGCUCUGUGUGGGUUGAUGUUUUUUGAAGUACUGGUGACCGUUUAUUUCUUAAUUGUAUCAAAUAGCCUCCGAAUGUCCUUAAAGUUUUUGUCAAGCGAAGAGGCAAUGUUCUGA